Molecule: messenger RNA, 3516 nt
Organism: Scophthalmus maximus (turbot)
Lineage: Eukaryota; Metazoa; Chordata; Actinopteri; Pleuronectiformes; Scophthalmidae
Product: neuropilin and tolloid-like protein 2
Exons: 10
Coding region: 512-2353 (613 amino acids)
Molecular function (GO): protein binding
Source: RefSeq, a predicted model, not a curated record
CUCGUUCAGGAGCAGUCCGGAGUUUGGUCACAGACGGAGAUCAGACAGAGACGGUCUCUCCUCCUCCUCCUCCUCCUCUGUAAUCGACCCCACCUCUCUCUCUCUCUCUCUCUCUCUCUCUCUCUCUCUCUCUUUCUCUCCCUCUCUCUCUCUCCAUCUCUCCAUCUCCAUCCACAUCCACACGCGUCCUCCGGAUACCCACCGCUCCUGGAGCGCGCGUCAGGAUCAGUCCGUCUCCACCGUGGCCCCAGUGGAAGCCUCGUUCACAGUAACGAUGGUGCCUGGCUGAAAGGCACUCCGACUCACCGCUGCCCGUCCAGUCUCCCAGCCAGACGCAGACGCGGUACCAUUGGCCGACUGAAGAGGAAGAGGAGCGUGCGUAAUGGAUUUACUGUUGGCGGCGAGGAGUUGGAUUUUGUGAAGAGGUUUCCCCGGGCGAUAGACAUGGACACACCGGCAGGGCGUUUUUAGGGAAAGGUGCACCUGGGCUGGAAUCACACCGUGAGAGGAGAUGCACAGAGCGUGGGUACUCUUCUUUCUCGCAGAAGAGGGUUUCGCUCUGGCGCAGCGAUCUAAAGAAGCCCUGAGCGAACAUGGCGCACAGAGCCCCAACCAGAACGACUGCGGCACGUGGGUCCGCAACAUCAACGGCGGCGUGUUCACGUCGCCAAACUACCCCAACACCUACCCGCCCAACAAGGAGUGUGUUUACAUCCUGGAAGCUCUCCCCCGACAAAGGAUCCAGCUGGCUUUCGAUAAGAAUUACUACAUCGAGCCGUCGUUUGAGUGCCGCUUCGAUCACAUAGAGAUCCGCGAUGGGCCGUUUGGGUUCUCACCGCUCAUCGACCGCUUCUGCGGGGGGAAGAACCCGGGCCUGGUCACGUCCACGGGACGCUUCAUGUGGAUCAAGUUCACCAGCGACGAGGAGCUGGAGGGCCUCGGCUUCCGCAUCAAGUACACCUUCAUUGCAGACCCCGAUUUCCAUCUGCACGUGGGCGGACUGCUGAACCCCAUCCCAGACUGUCAGUUUGAAAUUGGCGGAUGGGACGGGAUUAUCCGCUCAAGUCAGGUGGACGAGGAAGAGCGCGUGAAGCCUGGUGAUGCUCUGGACUGCAUCUGGACCAUCAGGGCCCCCCCUCAGUCCAAGAUCUACCUGCGCUUCAUGGAGUACCAGAUGGAACACUCUAAUGAGUGCAAGAAGAACUUUGUCGCCGUGUACGACGGCAGCAGCGCCAUCGAGAACCUCAAGGCCAAGUUCUGUAGCACCGUGGCCAACGACGUGAUGCUGGAUAACGGCGUGGGAGUCGUGCGAAUGUGGGCCGACGAGAAGAGUCGACUCAGUCGGUUCCGCAUGCUCUUCACUUCCUUUGUUGACCCCCCCUGUUCAGGCAAUACGUUUUUCUGCCACAGCAACAUGUGUAUUAACAACUCCCUGGUGUGCAAUGGGGUCCAGAACUGUGUCUACCCAUGGGAUGAAAACCACUGCAAAGAGAAGCAAUCUAAGGGGCUUUUCCAUCAGAUCACGAAGACCCACGGCACUGUCAUCGGUGUCUCAUCCGGCAUAGUUCUGGUUCUUCUUCUUAUCUCCAUCCUGGUCCAAAUGAAGCAGCCAAGAAAAAAGGUUGUAGCCCGCCGGCCCGGUGUUUUCAACAAAGCUGGAUUCCAAGAGGUCUUUGAUCCGCCCCACUAUGAGCUCUUCUCUCUACGCGACAAGGAGAUAUCCUCAGACCUCGCCGACCUGUCCGAGGAGCUGGACAGCUUCCACAAGCUGCGGCGGUCCUCCACCAUGUCCCGCUGUGUCCACGAGCACCACUGCGGCUCGCAAGCCUCAGUGGCCACUGGCGGCGGCAGCAUGAAGCACAGCCGCACCACCCUGAGCUCCAUGGAGCUGUCCUACCACAACGACUUCUCCAAGCCACCCCCCAUGAAGACUUUCAACUCCACAUCCAGCUACAAGAAGAGCUGCUACGGCUACAAGCAGCACUCACAGACUCACGACUGCGACCAGCAGGUCAUCGAGGACCGGGUUACAGAGGAGAUCCCGUGUGAGAUCUACGGCCGUGGCGGAGGAGGAGCCGCAGGAGGGGGACCAAUAGGAGGACCAAUAGGCGGACCAUCAGGGAUAGCAGGAGGAGGGAUUGGAGGGGCAGUGGGGAUAACAGGAGGAGUGGCGAUGGCUGGAGGAAUGGGCAUGGGGGGCGGAAUGGGCAUGGCGGGGCCUAGCGGCAUUGCUGGAGGUAUCGGUGGUGGGAUGGCGGGAGCCUGUGGAACCCUCAGUGUCCGUGGCAACAGCGCUCGCAACAGCACCACCAUAGUUGACCCACAACAUCGCUCCAUUUCCAUGGACUUCUAGAUGGAGAAGGGAGGAGGAGAACACAGGGAGACCUUUCUUUUCACUCAUCGAGAUAAAAGACCGGAGAAGAAGAGAAGACUGGGGCUCACAUUAAUCCUAAACUUAUCGCUCCUGUUUCGUCUUCUACCAUUUCUAUCCAAGCAGCAUUAAACCGUAUUGCGGGUCACACCUGAGGAACUCCUCCGCUCACAAUCGCAUGCGGAGGUGUGGGAAGAAUGAGAGACGAGACAUGAUGAUGCACCAGAGGAUGAGAAAAACGUGUGGCUCUGUUCUUCAGAGAAUUCAAGGAUUUCACAUGAAAGAAGCUUGGAGACGUCUGGUCUCUUCUCCAGUCUUCUACCCAAUUAUCGCUCCCUCCGUCAGAGACUUACAGGAGAAUGUUCUCGCAUGCAGAUCCAGACUUCUCUCAGCUUGGCUCUCGCUCAGACACAGGCAGAGAGAAAUUUUGGCGAGACAGAGUUUUUACAUGUAUUCACCUGCCAUGCACAGCUAUAUAUGAUAUAUAGUGCAUCUUCUAAUAAUUUAUUUGAGUCUUUAUUUUUGUCGUUGUACCGUGCUAUUAAAUCCAGUAUAUAUCCAGCCUCAUGAUGAUGUUUGGCUUUUAACUCUUUAAUAUUUUCAAAUGUUGCUCAGAUGAUUUUUAUGAAAGAGUACGUAUCCAUGGUGUGGUGUUAAUGAUGAUGAUGAUGAUAAUGAGGUUGAUGAUGAAGUUGUUGCCAUUCAAAUGAUCAGAAACACUAUGAUGAUGAUGAUGAUUUGGUAUUAUAAUAAUAAUUCUGUAGUUUUGCUUAUGCUUACCUUACACAUACACAUUAGGUACGCUCCAUUCGGUCUCUCCUCAGGACGAGCACACGAAGAGACUUGUAGAGACUUUAGAGUCUUAUUUUGGUAAGAAGUAGAGAAGAAAAUGACUGCUCUGUCAGCUUCACGGCAUAUGGGCAUUCAGGCAAUAAGUAAUCGUCUAUGAAGUAUGAAAUGUUUGGUUGUGAGGCCUGGACUGAAUCAAAAAUAGCGACCAUCCCACUCCCAUGCCCCGCCCUUAAAGCACAACCUGUUUCCCUCCUGAGACAGACAUGUAGCCCACAUGGGACUUCUUAUUUUAUUAUUUUAACCACUGGUUGUAUAAUUUCAUUCUGUUGAAUUAAAGGAGAGCUUACUCACCU